Rhipicephalus microplus (southern cattle tick) is the source of this 7361-nucleotide messenger RNA. Its product is annotated as sperm-specific sodium:proton exchanger-like. Gene Ontology annotation, cellular component: plasma membrane. Lineage: Eukaryota; Metazoa; Arthropoda; Arachnida; Ixodida; Ixodidae. Gene Ontology annotation, molecular function: potassium:proton antiporter activity; sodium:proton antiporter activity. The record is from RefSeq and is a predicted model, not a curated record. Gene Ontology annotation, biological process: regulation of intracellular pH; proton transmembrane transport; sodium ion import across plasma membrane.
AGGCGGGUAGCAGGAGAAGCCUACUGGAGUGACAGAGGAGACCGCCAGGAGGCGGUAGUAGUCGUCCAAGAUGGCAUCCACGGCGACGACCACUGAGGGUGGUGGCGGCCUGCUGGAGCACGUAGCUGAGAACAUGGCCGAGUUCAUACGCAGGAACGAAACGGACGGCAGCAACGAGCCACUCAUGGAGGGAGAGGAAGAGGAAUACUUCCGGGCGGCAGCACCCAUCCUAUUUCUCUUUGUCAGCUUCAUACUCGGAACGUUGGUGCGUUUCCUGUUGAAGCGUCUGAACAUCCAGCUUCCGUACACGGUGGUGCUGUUCGUGUUCGGUGCCCUGAUGGGCCUGGUGUCGCGCCAGUACGAAUCCCUGCAGAUAUACACCUACCUGGCGCGCAUCGACCCCAAGCUGCUGCUGCACAUGUUCCUGCCCAUACUGAUCUUCGAGUCGGCAUUCGCCAUGGACGCGCACACCUUCAUGCGAUGCUUCACGCAGUGCAUACUCAUGGCCGUGCCCGGACUGCUGAUCUGCGCCGGACUGACGGCCUUCCUGUCGGUGAACCUGUUCGUGAGCUACGAGUGGGGAUGGCACAGCGCCUUCCUCUUCGGCUCCAUUCUCAGCGCCACCGACCCCGUGGCAGUGGUGGCUCUACUCAGGGACGUCGGCACGUCAAAGAUCCUGACCACGAUCAUCGACGGCGAAGCUCUGCUCAACGACGGAUCGGCCAUCGUCAUCUACGAGGUGCUCAUUGAGCUCGCCGUUCCCGGAAGAAGCAUGACAGCGGCCGACAUCGCGUGGAUGUUCUGCCGCAUCUCGUUCGGCGGUCCCCUGCUGGGCCUGGUGGUGGGCAAGCUGUCCGUGUGGUACCUGUCCAAGGUGUUCAACGACUCGGUCAUCGAGAUCACCAUCACGCUCAGCUCAGCCUACAUCACCUACUACCUGGCCGAGACCGUCCUCCAGGUGUCGGGGGUGCUGGCCGUCGUCGCACUGGGUGUCGUCAUCAGCGCCAACAAGGUCAGCAUCAGCCCCGAGGUCGAGGAGUUCGUCCACAGCUUCUGGGAGAUGCUGUCGUACCUGGCGAACACGCUCAUCUUCAUCAUCGUGGGCAUCGUGAUCACGGAGCGGUCGGUGUCCUACAUCGAGAAGAACGACCUCUUCCUCAUUCUGAUCACCUACAUCGCCAUCACCGUGUUCAGGUUGUUGAUGAUUGGCAUGCUGAGUCCGAUCCUGACUCGACUCGGCUACGGCCUCAUGUGGCAGGACGCCAUCAUCAUGACCUGGGGUGGACUCAGGGGAGCCGUCGGCCUCGCCCUAGCUCUGUCCGUCGCCGAGAGUCGAUACAUAGACAGGGCAAAGAUCGGCAACAAGAUCCUUAUCCAAGUUUCGGGCAUCGUAAUCCUGACUCUACUCGUCAACGCCACCACGACCAAUUUUCUCCUGAGGAUUCUCGGCAUGAACGCACUGUCGGCGUGGAAGCAGUCGAACAUGGUGAACGCGGUGCGCCACCUGCGCGAGGUGCAGAAGCGCUCGCUGCAAGUCCACCGCGAGGACGUGUUCCUGACGGACGCCGACUGGAAGUACGUCGAGCAGUACACUGCCAUCGGGAACCCGUACAACCCCAAGGACAGCGGACAGGACGCGGACGACCACAACCGGGCCUGCAACAGCGCCCUGCCCGCGUACAUGUUCCGCAAGCUGAGCCACGUGUCCCUCUGUCCCGACUGCUCGGAGCACCACCUGUGCCAGCCGUCGCAGCAGGAGAAGGACGAGAUGCUCAACGAGGCGCGCAUCCGCAUGAUCUCCGCCCAGAAGGUGCACUACUGGCGUCAAUUUGAGUCCGGCCUGUUGCUACGAGACAGCGCGUCUGUCCUCGUUUCAGCUGCCGAUGCCGUCGCUGACAAGCCUGACCAGUUUAUCACUGUGGAUGAACUGCGCAAGAACUGGGAGGUCAACAGGGUCUACAAGUGGUUGCAAGACCACUUCGUGGAGCCCGUGACGGAGAAGCAGGCGUACACGGAGACCCGCUGGCGCGAGAAGAUGCCCGCCGAGAUGUGGCGUCGCCCUUUCUUCGUGGCCACGCAGCACGCCACGUUCAACUUCGUGCUCACCCUGGUGCUCGCCGCCGACGUGGCCUGCACCAUCGCCGAGCUCGUGCUGCGCGUGGGAAGCUGCGGACAGUGCUUCGCCACCUGGGUGCUGCGGUGGACGAACCUCGGCUUCGUCACCUUCUACUUCUUCGAACUCGUCUUCAAGCUACUGGGUCGCGGACUUCGGGCGCACUUCAAGAGCUACUGGAACAUCGUGGACUUCGUCGUGCUGUGGGCCUCCGUGGCAUCGGCCGCCAUCGAGCUGGAAAUGGAGCUCGCCGGAUCGUGGUACUCGCCGUACAUCGUCGCCAUUCGGCUGUGCCGUGUCGUCCGGCUGCUCCACUUCCAUCGCCUGCUCCGCGUGUUCCUGCCAGUGGGAACAAAGGUGGCCGGUGUGGUGACUCAUCGCGUGAACGAGCAACUCACGGCUGGAUACGACAUCGGCCGUGGCUUCAUGAUGGGCCAGUACGAAGUCAGCAAGUUCUUGGACCACAUGGUGGACUACCAGCCAAUCGCCGAGAAGCUUCGCAAGAUUUGCGGAGACAACAGACUGGAGAUCGUCCGUGAGCUGGCAGCACUUCAGGAGAAGUAUCCCAAGGUGGCCGUGGCAGUCAAGACACGUCGAGCUGUGCGCCACGUCCUCAACACAACCCGUGAUGAGCUGAUUGAACUAAAAGAGGCUGGCAUGCUGGACGAUGGAGUUUUCCAUGCACUUAUGGAGUCCAUCGAAGAGAGAAUGAUGCGCCUACACUCUGCACCCACAAGCAUUGUACCAGCACCUCCCACUGAGCUGCUCAGAAAUGUCAACUGGAUCAAGGGCAACGAGGAAAUGUUCAACUUCUUCCAGGAGAGAGCAACGCUACAGACCUUCCCAUCUGGAUGGAGCCUAGGCAAAGAGGGCGACGAGCCAAGUGGAAUCUACGUCAUUGUUUGUGGUGUCGUCAAGGUGGAAGGCGCAGUGACCGAGAGCGACGGUGGAAGCCUACCCAACACCGACUCGUACCACUGGUUCUUGAGCGAAGGUCACCUUCAGGACCUGCUCACCGUGGGAGCCAUCCUGGGUGAGCUGGGAGUGCUGACGCGCAAGCGGCGGCAGACGCGCGCCACCUGCGACACGGACGUGCGGGCCUUCCACCUGAGCCAGGCGGUGAUGCUCGAGGCGCUGACGCGUUUCAACAGGCUUCCGUCGCUCGAGUACCGACUGUGGCGCAGCUGCGCGCUCAAGGUGGCUCGCAGCAUUCUCAGCUUGGAGCCCAAGUACGAGAACUGGUCUCAGAACAAGCUAAUGAUGCACCUGGAUCGUGCAUUCCUGCCCGACUUGAGCGCUGUCAACAGCUACCUGGUGCGACCGUCCAUGACGGACGUUAUCCUGGUCCAGGGCGUGGCGACUGACGUCAACAACUCGGACGAAUUCCUCGGACCUGUCUGCAUUCCGAGCACCGUCUACUCUAUCACUCUUAGGAAAAAUGUUUACAACGACCGCACCAUUUUGGUGAUUGUUGGAGACGAGAACUUCAUGCCGGAUGCCAACCUGGAUUGGUCUGGCACCGGUCAGCAGCGACGGGCCAGCAUCAUGAACAACUUCGGGCUGUGCCUGCUCCACGACGUGCGCCGAAGACAGUCCGUCAUGAUGGACCGAGGCGACGAGGAUGAAACCCGAGUGCGGUCAUGGUCGGACAACUUCCGGCGGCGGUUCAUGUCCAACGCGGACCCUUCCCAGCUGGCCCUUGGCAAGCGGCGCCUCUCUAUGUUCAGCGCUGGCGACAAGGUGGGCCUCGACAACCCGUCCUUUGUCACCGACAAGAAUGAGCACCACAACGAGGACAAGCCCAAAUCCUGGUCCGACAGAUUCCGGGUGCGCUUCGGUCCGACGGAGCCGGCGUCGGGUAACGCCAACAUGGGCGGCGGGCCCGACCGUAACAACCGGCGCAUGUCUAUGUUCUGUCGGAUGGAGCGGAUCGACAGCUACGGCAACGUGAAUGACCUGCAGAAUGAUUCAGUACCCAAGACACCCGAAAGACAGAGCCGGGCAAGCACCAAGAGCAAAGAAAGCAGUGUCAGUAAGGACAGUAAGGACAGCAAGGAGAGUAACAACAGCAAGGACAGCAACCCCAGCAAUGGCUCUUCCAGAAAGUCCGUGCCGGAGAUCGUGUUCAGCCACUUUUAAGCACGAAUCUAGGACACUUAAGGAAUGAACUGAGCAGUGCUAGCAUAAAGCUCUCACGCGACUACCAAGCGGCAUCACCAAUUGGAGGAUUUGGACACCGUAUGUGACGAUUAGUGGUGCGCAUUCGGACGAAAGUGGCGACAUCGCUCGGUGACUGUGUGCCCUUUGUGGAAGAACAAUUUGGCAGCUUCGUUGGCGGUUUGCAACCAUGCGCGAAUGUGCUGUGUAGAAGUAAGAAACGGUCACACCUCUCGUCGAAGGCACCGAACACAAAUGAGAACAGAGUGGUGCCGAAGUCAGAUGCGCACACAACUCAAUUUGUGGCAAGGACUGCUUUGUGACCUAGUCAAGGUCGGGAUAUGACACGCAGUCCACACGCUGACCGUGAGGCCUCGGCAUUUUGAGCUGGCAGGAUGUUUCCAACUCCCUGAUAAAUAAGUAGUUUUGCUUCAGUGUGCCAGAAGGCUGUUUUAACAGCCUAAUGAAGUUUUUCUAUGGCUGGUAAGAAGGCUGUUUUCAACACCCUUGUGAAGUAGUAGUGUUGCUACUGUGUGCAGAAAACAGUUUCUAACUCCCUGAUGGAGUUUUCUUACGGUGGGCUAGAAGGCUGUUUCCAACACCUUUAUGAAGGAGUAUGUUAGCUACUGUGAGCUGGAAAGCUGUUUCUAAUUUUUGGUGGAGAUUUUUUUUUUUUGUUGGUGAGCUAGAAGGCUAUUUCGGACACCCUUACAAAGGAGUAGUGCUAAAGUGUGCUGGAAGGAUCUUUUUAACAACCUUCAUGAAAGAGUAGUUUUGCUGAAGUGCACUUUUAACUGGCUAAUGAAGGUGUAGUUUUGUUACAGCGUGUUCGAAGGCUGUUUCCAACUUCCCGAUGAAAGGAGUUGGUUCUGCUAAGGUGCUUUGUUCACUAGGUGUAGCUACUUUCAAUAAACAUGCCUCAAGUGUAAGGACACGCAGAUCAAGGUCUCUAAAUUGAGACAUGCCUUCAGCAACAUUCUAACCAGAAAAGUGUGUCCAAGUCGGAAGUACUCACUGGCUGCCUUUGUUGAGACAUUUUCACAGAUGGUCCAAAUGCCUUUGAAAGCCUUUCAAGUGCAGCAAGUGCACUUUUUGAGCUUCUUAAAGCAACGAAUAAUUGUCCUGCUUCGAAGAGCACAGAUUGAAGUCGCCCGCUUUCAUGGCAACUUUUAAAUUUCUUUGACGAAUCCUGCGGAAAGCUCUUGACAUACUAUACCUCACACGUGACGGACAACUCGUGAUACAUAAUUCGUCCCGACUAUGUAUUCUCACUCAUCUACCGCAGAAGGAGAAUAGCUAGGGCUGAUCAAGCUACAAGGAGCCAAAUGGGAAAAGGACGGUGCUGGUCAGAUAGCUCAAAAGAGCCGUACGUGGUCACAGCCAGUGCCAAGGAGAGCUGCAACAUUUGUGCUAACGCAAAGAGUUCUAGAUGCCGUUGAUACAUCGGCACUUAAAGACUGCAGAGCAAAGAUGAACGCAUCUUUUGUUUACUUUUAUUCACUGCAUGCAUGCCUUUUGCAUAUGCAUUAAAGCAUUCCCAUUUUGGGUUAUUUGCGUAAAAACAUUCCACAACUAGACGCUUAAAGGACAACUAAAAACAUGAAAUUUGGCCAGGCUUCAACGUGUCCUAGAAACUGUAGAGCUUGCACCGUACAGAAACCUGUGCUUGUUACAUCGCUCAUUGUGUGGAACUAGUUGUCCAAGAAGUGAAAAUUUGGUGGCACAGUUCUGGAACGACAACGCACGAAUCCACACUUCUCUUAAGGCCACACAUGUAUCAUGGCAUCUCCGAGGUCACACGCAUUAUUCCUAGAGGAGCCCCGACAUGCUGUCCAUCAAAAAUAAGCACCCAAAGUUCUGAACGGCGAUCAGGCUCAACCUGAAGUUUGCUUGAAGCCUACAGCAUAGGUUCUAUAAAUAGUGAAUUUGCUAUACAACAUAGGGCCACAUUUUUUCGAGCAUUCAAUCUGACAUGUACCUUAAGUGAUCUGACACUGGCCAAUGUUUAUCUAGGAAGAGAAUUCAGCAACUACAGUGACCUUUUUUUUUUUUUUUUUUUUUGUCGUGCCAUCACACUGAUCCACUUAAAUACCAGGUGAUAUUUCAAACAAAAAUGGGUAGUACACCAUGCUAGUAACAUAUCUUGAUAAAAUUUGUACUUACCGGUUUAGCCAGUUAGCGAGCUCCGAAAGUCGUAUGACAAAAAGUGGCCAUUUGUAGGCAAUGCACAGCAUUAUCAAUACAGGAGCAUACAGUGCUGCGCUUACCUUCUUGAACUACAUCAUCGGCAUCUGUUAAAAAUCUACUGAAUUCUUAAUCCCAAUCAACAAAAACAAGAAAACAUUACAGAAAACAAGCUCAAAUUGAUGUGUUCCCGCUGUUGUUCCCUUUUUUUCUUUUUUUAUAAUCUCCAGCCAGUAUCUUGAGAGGUGGCAGUAAAACACUUACAAAAGGAAAUUGAGCAUUUACAUUCGCAGGUCAUACUGACUUAACUGUUCCCCUGGAUAGCACUUCCUCAAUGGAGUUUUCAUUGUCAAACCAAUCCUCAGUUCAUUUCACUUUAAGGGCUUCCGAAAAAGACAUUACACAAGGGACGGGUUAACAAAUUUCCACAUAAUUUACACAUUAUUAAUUUCAUAUAGAUUAAUUACACGUUGUUGAAACAAGGACGGGCAAGUAUUGGCAGCAAUGUCAGCAAGAAGGCCGUUCCAGUCUUUGCCAGAACGUGGGAUUAAUGAGGCAGAGAUAUCAUGUGAUAGUGACUGGCAAAACCAAACCACAUUAUCCGAGAAGCAAUCAAUUGAAAGUGGCAUCCGAAAAACACAUACGCUGCAAGUACUAGAUGGCUUGAACCUGGCAAAAAAAGCAGUGUUUUGCAAGCCACGCGACAGCACCGAUUGGCUGAAAAUGCACAAACAGAAUCGUCAGGGCUCCUCUUGGAAACAUUCUUUUGAGUCCCCGUUUCUUUCUGUAACAUAUGUUGUUAAGUUUGAUGUUUUUGUAGUUAUUUGUUUUGCAUUGUUCGUGCCCUGUUUGAUGUUUGAAAAGAUGCACAUUGUACUUAUUAAACUAUAUUACACAAAUAUGGAAA